GGCGCAGACAAGUGACGACGUUAUGCCCACUGCCAGCGGCCGGAUCGGGGAGUGUGUUUCUCUUGUGGAAGCGCUCUGCUUGUGGCAUCGCAGCCCGACGCGCAGGAUUCGAGCGAUUUUUCGCACCCCAGGACACGACCGGACCCGGCAGUCAUGUGGAAGCGAGGAAAACUAGCCUUUCUCCUCCUGCUCGUACAGGUGUCCCUGAUCAUCGUGUACGCACUCUGCGUGCAGUACGAGGUGGCAGCUGACGCCUCGAACGGUCUCAACAGCAUGUCCGAGGCACUCGGGGGCAACGCGCCCAAGGAUAAUUCCAUCGAGAAGUACUACUCCAUGUUCCAGGACGUGAACGUGAUGGUGUUCAUCGGCUUCGGCUUCCUGAUGACGUUCCUCAAGCGCUACGGCUUCGGCGCCGUGGGCUUCACGCUCCUCAUCGCCGCACUCAGCAUCCAGUGGGCCGCGAUCGUGCGCGGAGUCUGGCACGCCCGAAAGGGAUGGAUCGUCGUGGACGUGCUCAGCCUGGUGGGCGCCGAAUUCGCAGCCGCGAGCGUUCUCAUCUCGUUCGGCGCGGUGCUGGGCAAGACUAGUCCCCUGCAACUGGUCGUCAUGGCCGCCAUUGAAGUGGUACUCUUCGCUUGCAACGAGCAUCUCGGCGUAGGCGAAUUCAAGGCAGUGGACAUCGGCGGUUCCAUCUUUCUACACAUGUUCGGCGCCUACUUCGGCCUUGCAGUGUCGUUCGUGUUGAACAAGAAGGAGCACUACGAUCACCGCAAAGAAGGCUCCGUCUACCACUCGGACAUCUUCGCCAUGAUCGGGACGCUGUUCCUGUGGGUGUUCUGGCCCAGUUUCAACGCGGUAUCGGCGUACGGCGACGCCAGGCACCGCGCAGUGCUCAACACAUUCCUGGCGCUCGUGGCCUGCACCAUCACCUCGUACGCCGUGUCGGCGUUGGUUGAUCCCAAGAACCGCUUCACCAUGGUGCACGUGCAAAACUGCACACUGGCCGGUGGUGUUGCCGUGGGCGCAACCGCUGACAUGAUGCUACACCCUUACGGCGCGUUGAUACUGGGUUCCCUGGCCGGAGCUCUGUCCGUCUUCGGCUUCAAGUUCGUGACGCCGCUACUGUCCCGAAAGCUGAGGAUUCACGACACAUGCGGCGUGAACAACCUGCACGGCAUGCCUGGCAUUCUGGCCGGGAUCACCAGCGCCGUCAUCGCCGCCAGCGCCACUGAGGACGAAUACAACUACAGCCUGUACACUCUGUAUCCGGCACGGGCGCCCACGGAAAACUCGACCGAACUGAGCCAGGUGCUGUACUACACGGUCGAGGUGGUUGCUGGAGAAGGGCGCACGGCGGGAACGCAGGCGCUCUACCAGCUCGCCGCCAUGGCCUGCACGCUCGCCAUCGCCGUUGCUGGAGGACUGCUCACAGGUCUGGUGAUGCGGGUUCCGCUGCUGGAUCCUCCUAAGGAGGACGAGCUUUUCGACGACUAUCCCUCGUGGGAAGUGGAGGCCGACCCUACCGGCGCUGAAGAGGCCGCCUCCAGACCGCCCACCAAGGGAAACCAGAUUGCUAUGGUCGAGCAGCAACCGGACAGCGCUUCACGGGCUCGGCUGCCAGCACACUUCAACGGCGCCUACGAUGCACCACCGCCAGCCCAAUGAAGACACGCGUGGUUAUGCGAGGAUGGUGUUUGGAACUUUGGACAUAGCAAACGUGUCACCGGGGAACAAUAGCGGUGCGCACUUGCAUGGUCCUACAACUCAUUGU
Molecule: messenger RNA, 1771 nt
Organism: Rhipicephalus sanguineus (brown dog tick)
Lineage: Eukaryota; Metazoa; Arthropoda; Arachnida; Ixodida; Ixodidae
Product: ammonium transporter Rh type A
Exons: 11
Coding region: 154-1665 (503 amino acids)
Biological process (GO): ammonium homeostasis; ammonium transmembrane transport
Cellular component (GO): plasma membrane
Molecular function (GO): ammonium channel activity
Source: RefSeq, a predicted model, not a curated record